Molecule: messenger RNA, 3126 nt
Organism: Aphanomyces invadans
Lineage: Eukaryota; Oomycota; Saprolegniomycetes; Saprolegniales; Verrucalvaceae
Exons: 1
Coding region: 53-1339 (428 amino acids)
Source: RefSeq, a predicted model, not a curated record
CCAGCAUGAGCUGUCGUCGAUCGACACACAACCCAACGAGACCACGACCAGGAUGCGGCUGGCGCGGACGUUCGUCGCCAUCACCGCUGCGCUCAUGUCGCUUGGACGUGCAGAAGACAUCCAGUCGGAUGUCUCAGAAGAGAUGAAGAGCACGGGGUCCGCAGGGCUUGCAGAGUCGUACAAUCGAACGAUUCACAUGGGCAAAUCCGCACGGUUCAAAUUGGCGUACCCGAACGCUAGGUUCAUCUACGUCCGGUUUUCCAAGCUGGACCUGCCUCCAGGAGACACAUUGACACUGUCCACGAACGAAACGACUGUCGUGUACAAAGGCUAUGCCCGUCGCCGCCGUCGACGAGCCAAAGAUUCGACUGGAGAGGACUUCUUUUACUCGGACAGACUCAUGGGCGACUCGGUCAACAUCUCGUACACUCCCCAUGGCAAAAACAAAAAGUCGGUAAAGCAGACUCCGCCUUCGUUUGGCGUCACGAUCGGGUCGUAUAUUCGUGGCGUCGCCCGCAUCAGAUCGACCGACGGCAAGUCCCUCGUGAAUCCGGCCUGCGUGUCGGCCACCCCCGCGUGGCAGCCAGCCGUUUGUUUCAAGGAAUCGGACCCCCUCGUGUAUGAGAGCUCACGCAGUCUGGCACGCAUGGUGACCCUCGGAAGCGCUUCCGUCGCGCAAUACGCCACGGGGUUCCUCGCGGGCUGCCACGGGUACUUCUUCACGAACGAACACAACGUGCGCACGAAAACUCAAGUGGACGCGACGGAUUUUGGUUUUCUGGCCGCUAGUACCGAGUGCGACGACAAAUGCAACAAGCGGGCGCUGGGUUGCCCCCACAAACUGCUGUUGCGCGGGUCAGCGACUCUCGUGGCGGUCGACACCAAGCUCGACUACGCCUUGCUGCGUUUUGAUAAACACGCGCGCAAGCAGCUCAAGCGACUAAACGUGCCGCAUCUAUCUCUUCGAUCGACUCUGGUGGGCGACAACCGCAGCAGCCUCGCGGGGGAAUCGAUCUACGUGCCGCAGCAUCCCGACGGGACAGCAGCAAAGAUCGCCACGCGGCUGCAAAAUGGGACGGACGCGGUCAUAGUCGACGCCAACCUGGCUAACAAAUGCGGGACACGCCAGCUCGGAUAUAUGGUCGAUACGAUCGGAGGGUCGUCUGGGGCCCCCGUGAUUGCCACAAAGGACCACAAAGUGAUUGGGCUGCACCAUUGUGGCGACUGCAAUGCUGGCAGCGAAGGCACGGCGCUGCGGUCAGCCAUUUUCAUGCACGACAUCUUGACCGAUCUGAAGAGGAAGAAGGUUGCGUUGCCCCGUUGUUUCACCGAUUCAUAGCACGGUGGUACCGUGCUUCAUAACCGAUCAAACCGCGUUGGUCUUUUGCAUCGUGUUGAUAGACCUGUACGCACAUAAAGCAGUCGCGUGUAGAUAAAAGUUGCAUCCCUCUUCCAAUCGCGACAGGUCCGGGCACGCUGAGGAAGAGUGGUGGCGACGAUGAAGAUCGCGUUAGAGUCCAUGAAAAGCAAUUGCAACUUCUCUGUGGGGCGCACAGCAGCAGGGUCGAGCUUAUGUGGUCUAGUGCAGACCGAGGAAUCCAAGAGGCACGACGACGGGGCUGGCGACCUUGGCCACGACAGUCAAGUCUCUCGCGUCCAGCACGACCAGAAAGCUUUGCUUGGCAUGGCCAUCCAAGACGACCGUCAACAACACGCCGUCGUCUUCGUUCUGCGCGGACGGAUGCGGUACACAAAAAUGGGUUUCACUGGGAACGUCCCCCGCCUCCCAUCGCAGCUCGUUUCCCGUCUUCAAAUUCAAUGUGACGACGCCGUCGAAAAACACCGCGCUGUCGGCCAUUGCAUACACGAAAUGGUACUUGCCGUAGUGGCGACAACGUUCGUUGAUACUGGGCAAUUCGAGCGUCGGCGAUUCCCACACUUGGGGUACGUUUGGGAACGUCGGCGGCGUCGAGACCAAGGAGUGGGCCGACACAUUUCGCAGUCGGAAGCGGGCGAGGCGGGCGUCCGACUCGUCAAACACCGACCUUUGCACGAUCGACGGCACGUUCAAUCGGUCGAGAAUGGCCAUGUCGUUGUUCCGGAUUGAGUCAAGCUCGAUGUCGUCGAACGCGUCGAACGAGUGUGGAAGAAGAAAAACGCUUCCGUUGAUUCAAAAGUCGCGACAUGGGCCAUCGUGGCGCGGUCGACGACGUAAAACAGGCACUGCUUCGCAGGCUGCCACGUCAGCCCCUCGGAAAAGCUGUGUGUGUGGAUCUUUAGGGGGGUUGGCAAUCGCCGGGGGCGUCGUCACAACCACGUAUUUUGUUGUGGACGAAAACGAGUCGAUGUACGACCACGAGGGGUCUGGAAUGACUGCCUCGCGGACACUGCCGUCGUUGUCCAAGCGGAAGACGCCCGUGUGUUUGCCCAUCCAGUCGAUAUUGACGUUGAAAUACGUGUCGGUGGCAGCGUCGUGUUCUAGUGAAACGUGGUCAAGGCAAUGGCACAACUACAGGGAGAACUUGCGCUCGUGCGCUGUGGAUAUCGCCCCCACGAGUCGGUCGUCGUACGCCGAGUACUUGGCAAACGUUUUCGUCUCGAAAAUGUCGACAUCAAUCAGUUAGAGCAUGUUGUUAUCGCUCUUGACCGCAAUCGUGUUGAGAACGAGCGACUUGGGCAAGGUCGACACUGUCACGUUCAAAUUCAUCUCUCAGGGGCGGUAGACGGUGCGAUGGCCGCGUGGAUCAUGGCCGCAACCAAAGAGAGAUACGCAAGGAUCGAGCGCCGGGCCAAACAAAAUCGGGUUCGCGUUGAAUCAAGUCGCGCAUGCCCGUCGCGAUGAGCUUGUUGUGGUACCACACCGUCCCAUCCGAUCGAAUAUUGAAUUGAUGCAUGACACCAAGGCCGUCCAAGCAAUGCCGGAUCGUAGUCGGUUUUUUCGACAGGGGGCGGGACGGAAUGGCGUAUAUAUGCCAGGGGAAGUCCGAUACAGGACGCUGUUGGCAAGCCAUGCAGGAAGAACGCCCUCCACAACCUUGUACACGACAGGCGCGCGUUGUUCGACCAAGGUUUGGAACCCCGAGGCGGCGGCGGCCGACGCUUUGUUGACAAGUGCCCCCACCGAAC